AUGCAGCCCCAGCGACGCCGGCGUGAGUCCCUCACGCCCCAGCAGCUGCGUGAGUGGUACGCUGGUUGGGGCUGUAGGGGUGGCGACGCUACUCCUACUACCACUCCUGCUGCUUCUACUCGUGGUGGCGGCCAGAUGCAGCUCCCGCGACCCUCUCACGUGUCUCUCACGCCUCGCCAGCUUCGUGAGUGGUACGCUCAGAGUGGAGGGUCUCUCAGUGCUGUUCGCUGCUCUUACGUGAUUCGCACUGGUACUCGGACUGGUCAGCCUUGUGGGACACGUAGUCAUACACCGUCCCGCUGCUUCGCCCGUCUGAGCGACGCCUGGCGUACCGUGUUUGGCGACGAGGCUGAGCUCCCCGACUGGAGGGAGUUGCUUAGGCAGAGGGUAGAUAUAUAUGCUCUUGACUAUGAUGCUAUUCUCACUGCCAUGUAUGCAUUGCCUACUAGUGCUGACCGUGCCGGUCACCUGUGCGUCCCGCCUGACCCAGGUAUAGGACCUGCUGCUCUAGCUACUGGUGAGGCUGCUGCUCUGGGUGCUACUGAGUCUCCUGCUCCAGGUACAGGUGCGGCUGCUGCUCUAGGUGCUAGUGAGUCUGCUUCCUCAGGUGCGGGUGAGGCUGCGCUCUCAGGUACCGCGUUGGCUUCGGCCUCCCUCACCUUUACACUUGACUCUGGGGCUUCUCGCUCCUUCUUUCGGGACCGCACCACACUCACGCCGCUUGGUCGGCCGGUUGCUGUCUCCCUGGCUGACCCCUCUGGGGGUCCUGUCCUCGCUCACUUCUCCACUGUCCUCCCGUGUCCGGCUGCCCCCUCGGGCACCCUCUCUGGCCUGUACCUCCCCUCGUUCUCGACGAACUUGGUGAGUGGUGCAGACCUACAGGAUGCGGGGGUUCACCAGUUCACUCCUGCGAGUCAGCGGGUGACCCACUGCACGGACGCACGCACAGGCCGGCACCUGGCCACGUUCUCGCGUCGGCCGGGGUCGAGCCUCUACACCCUGACCACUGAGUCUCCUCCUGUCCCCGCGUCCGGUCAGGUAGCAGCGUCGGGUCAGGUGUUUGCUGCUGCGUCCAGGUCUGGUCCUGAGUCUGCCCCCUGCUCGUGUCGCCUCCUGUCUCACGAGACUCUUCUGUGGCACCACCCUCUAGGCCACCCCUCCUUGCCCCGUCUUCGGGGCAUGGCUUCCCGUGUCCUUGGUCACGAGCGCUACUUCCUGUUGGUGGUUGACGACUACUCGCGUUACACCUCAGUCUUCCCCUUGCGCAGCAAGGGUGCUGUCACUAAGGUGCUGAUCGACUGGAUCCGCGAGGCUCGUCUCCAGCUCAGGAGGAGCUUCGGCUCGGACUUUCCUGUUCUGCGUCUGCACUCUGACCGAGGUGGGGAGUUCUCCUCUCGCCUUCUGCGAGACUACUGUCGUGUACAGGGGAUCCGCCAGACCUUUACGCUUCCGGACUCUCCACAGCAAAAUGGGAUUGCUGAGCGCCGCAUUGGCAUGGUCAUGGAUGUCGCUCGUACGUCCAUGAUGCAUGCGGCUGCCCCCCAUUUUCUGUGGCCGUUUGCGGUUCGGUACGCGGCGCAUCAGCUCAACCUUCACCCCAGGGUCUCUCGGCCCGCGAUGUCCCCAGUGUUACUGUGGACGGGGAAGGUCGGCGAUGCGUCUGUGUUCCGUGUCUGGGGAUCUCGGGCGUUUGUCCGCGACUUGUCUGCGGACAAGCUGUCCCCCCGUGCUGCUCCCUGUGUCUUCCUUGGCUUCCCCCCUGACGCUCCAGGGUGGCAGUUCUACCACCCCUCCUCUCGUCGUGUUCUGUCCUCCCAGGACGUCACGUUCGACGAGUCAGUCCCCUUCUACCGCCUCUUCCCCUACCGUACUCCUUCCCUUCCCCCCCCACCGGACUUCCUGGUACCAGUUCCCCCCCCGGUAGACCCCCUCCCCCCUCAGGUUCCUGCCCCUUCAGGUGUGUCCCAGGUAGACACGGUCGAGCCAGUCGAGGUUGCUGCUGAGUCUGGUCCUGCUGCGGGUGCUGAGCCUGGGGGUGCUGCUGCUGGGGGUGCUGAGCCUGGGGGUGCUGAGCCUGGGGGUGCUGAGCCAAGGGGUGCUGAGCCGGAGGGUGCUACGUCAGGAGCUGCUGAGCCUGGGGGUGCUGGGCCUGGAGGUGCGGAGCCUGCGCCUGCUGGACCUGGGGGCUCUCCGGUUCUUCCGUCUCGGCGGGAGCCGCUCUCUCCACAGGAGCUGCGCGAGUGGUUUGCUCGCCGCUGGAGGUGUGCUGCUGGAGCUGGAGCUUCUUCGCCUGCUGAGGGUGCUGCCGGUCCCGGAGCUGCUGGGCCUGCGGGUCCUACUGGAGCUGGAGCUGCUGAGUCUGGGGGUGCUGAGUCUGGAGCUGCUGAGCCUGGAGGUGCUGAGUCUGGAGCGGCUGUGCUUGGGGGUGCUGAGUCUGGAGCUGCUGAGCCUGGGGUUUCUCCUGCUGCUGCGUCUCGCCGGGAGCCCCUCUCUCCACAGGAGCUGCGUGAGUGGUUUGCUCGCCGCUGGAGGAGUGCUGCUGGAGCUGGAGCUUCGUCGACCGUCGAGGGUGCUGGUGCUGCCGGUCCCGGAGCUGCUGGGCCUGCGGGUCCUACUGGAGCUGGAGCUGCUGAGGGUGUUGGUGCUGAGACUACUGCUGUCUGUCCUGGCAGUGGUUCUGCUGCUGGUGCUGCUGGAGGUCCUGCCGCUGGAGGUGUUGGUGGCGCUGGUGCUGUCGCUGAGGGUGCUGGUGCUGUCCCUGCUGAGUCUGGAGCUGCCGCGCGGCCUCGGCCGUACUUCGUUCCGCUCCUACAGCAGGUUCUUGGUCUUUCUCCUUCGGUAGAGUGUCCACAGCCUGUCCAGUCGCAGUCACUGUUGGAGCCUUCCUCUCCUCUGCCUGCUCCCUCUCCUUACACUGGUCCUACUGGAGGUCUUGCUGAGCGUCGUGAGCCUGCGUCUCGUCCCGCGUCGCCUGUUCGUGCUGCUCGCGCUAGUGGUCGCGGUUCGCGUCAGCGUCCUCCUCCUGUCCCUGGCACGCACCGGAUGUCUCUGCGUCCGUCCACUGCUCCUCUGCGUGCCCCUUUGCCUUCUCCUCCUGAGUCCUCUCUUCCUGCGCUUGCCGACCCUGAGUCGGACUCUCUUCGCGCUGCCAGUCCUACUGUCACGCGUCUGCUUGCUACUGUCGUCACUGACCCCUCUUUUGAGUCCACUGCUGCGUCUGCUCUAGUCGCUGAGCUCGUUGACUUAGCUGCUCGCUGUCGUCUAGACUACGCUGCUGGUCUUGUUGCUGAGUCUGCGUCUGUCUGUCCUCCGUCCGUCGCGGGUGAGUGUGCUCUUGGCACGGACGUCCUAGAGGACAGACAGGAGGAGUUACAGUGUCUAGCGGCUGCUUCACCUCAUCUCGCGUCUGUACUGCUUGCCCCUGAGGGAGACCCGGAUGCACUAGACAUCCCGACUCCGCGUUCUUACGCGGAGGCCGUAGAGGGUCCCUACUCCUCUCAGUGGCAGGCAGCUAUGGAUGCAGAGAUGGCUUCCUGGAAGUCCACAGGCACCUAUGUUGACGCGGUUCCCCCUCCUGGGGCGAACAUCAUCAGUGGCAUGUGGAUCUUCAGGGUGAAGCGGCCGCCGGGCUCUCCACCUGUCUUCAAGGCGCGGUACGUUGCUCGUGGCUUCAGUCAGCGGCAGGGAGUUGACUACUUUCAGACCUUCUCUCCCACCCCGAAGAUGACCACUCUUCGGGUGCUGCUGCACAUAGCCGCUCAGCGCGACUACGAGCUUCACUCUCUCGACUUCAGCACUGCGUUCCUGCAGGGUAGCCUGCACGAGGAGAUCUGGCUGCGCCGUCCACCUGGCUUCACUGGGACUUUCCCUCCUGGCACCCAGUGGAGCCUCCGACGGCCAGUCUACGGUCUCCGCCAGGCACCGCGUGAGUGGCACGACACACUGAGGACUACGCUUGCGGCUCUUGGGUUUGCUCCUUCUACUGCUGACCCGUCGCUGUUUCUGCGCACCGACACUUCACUGCCGCCGUUCUACAUCCUCGUGUACGUCGACGACUUGGUCUUUGCCACAGCGGACACUGCUGGACUCGCCUACGUGAAGUCCGAACUGCUGAAGAGACACACGUGCACAGACCUGGGUGAACUGCGCAGCUACCUUGGCUUGCAGAUCAUUCGGGACAGAGCACGCCGCACCAUUACCUUGACUCAGUCACACAUGGUGCAGCAGGUCCUUCAGCGCUUCGGCUUCACGUACUCCUCGCCUCAGGCCACUCCUCUGCCUACUCGCCACUCACUCUCAGCUCUGCCUUCGGAUGAGUCCGUAGAGUCGAGUGGUCCGUAUGCAGAGCUUGUUGGCUGCCUCAUGUACCUGAUGACCUGCACACGACCUGACCUUGCAUACCCUCUGAGCAUUCUUGCACGCUAUGUUGCUCCUGGGAGACACAGACCAGAGCACAUGGCUGCAGCGAAGAGGGUAUUGCGCUACCUGUGCAGUACGUCGGGCAUGGGGCUUGUGCUUGGAGGGCGGAGUCCAGUGGUCCUUACCGGCCACGCGGACGCUUCUUGGGCUGACGACCAGGCUACGCAGCGGUCGUCACAGGGUUACACCUUCAGCCUUGGUUCCGGCUCUGUCUCGUGGCGGUCUACUCGCUCGUCUUCGGUUCUCGGCUCCAGUUGUGAGGCUGAGAUCUACGCCGGGGCCAUGGCUGCACAGGAGCUUCGCUGGCUCACCUACCUGCUGACUGACCUUGGAGAGCCGCCUCGUUCUCCUCCAGUGCUGUACGUAGACAACAGGGCCAUGCUGGCCUUGUGUCGAGAGCAGCGCUUGGAGCACAGAACGAAGCACAUUGCUCUCCGCUACUUCCUUGCUCGUGAGCUGCAGCAGCGUGGUCAGUUGCGACUUGCGUACGUGGCCUCUGAGGCCAACACUGCUGAUGUGUUCACCAAGGCACUCGCGCCUUGUGAUCAUCAGCGCUUUUGCACCCAGCUGGGUCUUGUGUCUGCCUUGCCUCACUUGCUCUCCUCUUGA
Closterium sp. NIES-65 is the source of this 5028-nucleotide messenger RNA. NCBI's taxonomy places the organism in Eukaryota, Viridiplantae, Streptophyta, Zygnematophyceae, Desmidiales, Closteriaceae. The record is from the annotation of a GenBank genome assembly.